Messenger RNA from Salmo salar (Atlantic salmon), 1512 nucleotides. It is a transcript of the gene cldn8.2, whose product is annotated as claudin 8.2. Lineage: Eukaryota; Metazoa; Chordata; Actinopteri; Salmoniformes; Salmonidae. The record is from RefSeq and is a predicted model, not a curated record. Gene Ontology annotation, cellular component: bicellular tight junction; membrane. Gene Ontology annotation, molecular function: structural molecule activity.
GGUGUAUCACCUAGACAUCUGGUUCCUGUCCUCUCAUUUAGUUCAACGGUGAGAUAGAGGCAGGAGAGUUGUGACACGCCAGUCCUCGGUAGGUUCUCUAACCGACAGCCAGCCAACAUGGACCGGUCCUACAUGGGCAGUGCCACCGCUUACAGUGUCUACGGGAAGCCGCCUCAGUCCUACUUUGACCCGGCCUACGAUGAGAAAGCAGCCAGGUCGUACAUGGACUCAGUGUACGAGGAGAAGAAGAAAGUAGAGAAGAAGGCCCGCUCCGAGGCCGUCUGCUGCGAGGUCGUGGCGCUGGUUUUCGGAUUUGUCGGCCUGAUCGGUGUCUCCGCGGUGACCGGCUUGCCCAUGUGGAAGGUGACAGCAUUUAUCCAGGAGAACAUCAUCGUCAUGGAGACGCGCUGGGAGGGCCUGUGGAUGAACUGCUAUAGACAAGCCAACAUCAGGAUGCAGUGCAAGGUGUACGACUCUCUGCUGUUCCUCCCUGCGGACCUGCAGGCGGCCAGGGGCCUGAUGUGCUCCUCCGUAGCUGUGUCCGCCAUCGCUCUGAUCCUCUCUGCCGUGGGGAUGAAGUGUACCAAGGUGGUGGACCACCGGCCUCGUACCAAACACAUCAUCCUGGUGACCGGGGGAUGCCUGUUCCUCGUGGGUUGUGUCACCACCAUCAUCCCAAUCUCCUGGACGGCCAACGUGAUCAUCCGUGACUUCUACAACCCCCUGCUGAUCGACGCCCAGCGCAGGGAGCUGGGAGAGGCUCUCUACAUCGGAUGGGUGACUUCGGCUCUGCUGUUUGUGGCUGGGGUUAUACUGCUGUGUCGCCACGCACCCCGGAUAGGAGACGAUGAGAUGGAGAGGAUGGUCAACGGGCCUGGGUACAUCUACCAGCCGGGAGUGAACUACCAGCCUGGAGUGAGCUACCAGCCGGGAUCAGCAUACGCAUACCAGCCAUAUUCCUACCAACCCAACUACUCAGCUCCACCCGGAUCUGUGGUCUAUGCUCCUAACCAGUACAUGUGAGAGAAACCCAGCCCAGAACGAUAUGGACUUGAGACUUACCUUGCCUGCUUGGAACCAAGCCUUAAAAGUACAAUUAAUAUAAUUGAACUCAUAUUGUUACAUAGAAUAUAAUUCAUUUGAGUUCUUUGGAUCCAAGCGUUGUUGAAAUGUCAGAGUGGGGAGGAAGAGACAGAGACACUGAACUGGCCAGAAGUCUCUGGAAAUGGCCCAAUCGUUGAUUAUUUUGUUCAUAGAGAGAGAGAGAGAGAAAAUAUCAUUAAGGAGACCUAUGUGAAAUUCCCUGUAUGUGUUGUGUGUCUAUGUGUUCAACUGUAAGUGGGAGUUAUGUGUAUUGUGCAAAUGUUGAGCAAAUAUUGUCCUACCAAUGGCUGUGGAAUAAUGUGGUUAAGCAAAAAGGGCUUCACAACUUUGCACUAAUAUUGACCAAACAACUUACCAACACCCUGUUUCUGUUUACCUGCUAUUUUCAUAUUAAAAGGUUUGUUUUCA